CGAAAACGUAGAAAAAAAGGGACGCGGAAUUCCAGAUUUGCCCUUCUCCGGAAUGUCUAAUUACCGACGGCCCCACAUCUGCCAGUGCUUGAGCCGUCUAUCCUCCGUCAAGAGCGAUACUAUCGUCACGGUGUACGGACACCGGCGGCUCACCGGCCGGGAAUUCGUUGCCGGCGUUCUCAGACUCGCCGGUGGAUUGAUCCGCCUUGGCCUUCGUAACGGUGACGUCGUCGCCAUCGCCGCCGUUAACAGUGAUUGUUACUUGGAAUGGUUACUGGCUGUUGCGUUCAUCGGAGGAAUAGCUGCUCCUUUGAAUUACAGAUGGAGCUUGAAAGAAGCACAGACAGGAAUGCUAAUGGUGGAACCCGUGCUCUUAGUGACUGACGAGAAUUGUAGCUCGUGGAUUCGUAGCGUCGAUGCACCUUCUCUGAAAUGGCGUGUGUUGAUGGAUUCUGCAUCCAAGAGCUUCGCUAAUGAUCGUGAUAUUCUGACAAGCGAGAUGCUCAAGCAGCAUUAUAUGUUGUUACCUUCUCCAUCAAUGUACAGAUGGGCACCCGGUGAAGCUGUUGUAAUAUGCUUCACUUCCGGCACGACUGGAAAGCCAAAGGGCGUGACGAUAAGCCACUUGGCCAUCAUCACACAGUCUCUAGCUAAAGUUGCUAUGGUUGGUUACAGUGAGGAUGAUGUGUAUUUGCACACGGCGCCUUUAGUUCAUAUCGGCGGUUUGUCCUCUGCCAUGGCCAUGCUUAUGGUUGGAGCUUGCCAUGUUCUGUUACCAAAGUUUGAUGCUGAAACAGCGCUUAAAGCCACUGGACAACAUCUGGUGACUUGCUUUAUCACCGUCCCGACAAUGAUGUCUGAUCUCGUUAGCAUGAACAGGGCAAAGGGGUGUAGAAUUCAAAAGGCUAGUGUCAGAAAGAUAUUGAAUGGAGGUGGAUCCUUAUCGAACGAGCUCUUAAUAGACGCCAUAAAAAUCUUCCCGAAAGCUAAAAUCCUCUCGGCUUAUGGGAUGACAGAAACCUGUUCUUCCCUCACAUUCAUGACCCUCUAUGAUCCAAAACCCGAGUCAAACUCAUCGAUCCUUCGUGCUGAGAAAUUCAUUUCAAUCCACCGACCUCAAGGGAUUUGUGUCGGAAAGCCUGCACCUCAUGUUGAACUGAAGAUUCACCUUGAAAAUUCGUCAAGUACCGGGAAAAUUCUAACUCGGGGGCCGCACGUAAUGCUCGGAUACUGGGGUAAGGUCCAAGUUAACAUUGCAGGAUCUGAAUCCAGCAAUGGAGCUUGGCUUGAAACUGGCGAUAUCGGGGAAAUUGACGAGUUUGGCAACUUAUGGCUCAUCGGUAGAUCCAACGGAAGAAUUAAGUCCGGAGGCGAGAAUGUAUACCCUGAAGAGGUCGAGGCUGUUCUAUUGCAGCAUCCUGGAGUUCUGUCUGCAGUUGUGACAGGAGUUGCAGAGACUCGUCUUGGAGAGAUGGUUGUUGCUUGUGUCUGUCUUAAAGAGAAAUGGCAGUGGUCUGAAGAAAAUCUCGACGGCUCCGACACAAGCGGAGAAGAUCUUCUUCUGUCGAGCGAGAUUCUCCGGCGUUAUUGCAGAACGCAGAAUCUAACUGGGUUCAAGAUUCCAAAGAGGUUUUUCCGGUGGAAGAAGCAUUUUCCGGUGACUUCGACCGGAAAAGUGAGAAGAGAUGAAGUCCGGAGGGAAGUUGCAUCUCUUGUCCAAACGUUGAAUAGCUCUCUUUGAUCAGAUUCGUAUUUGUGAUUUGAUCUGAGUAUGUAUCCUUUUACGUAUAAAUUAUAAAUUAUAUUAUCUCCAUUUUUGUUAUUUUUUUAAA
Molecule: messenger RNA, 1832 nt
Organism: Tarenaya hassleriana
Lineage: Eukaryota; Viridiplantae; Streptophyta; Magnoliopsida; Brassicales; Cleomaceae
Product: 2-succinylbenzoate--CoA ligase, chloroplastic/peroxisomal
Exons: 10
Coding region: 53-1741 (562 amino acids)
Biological process (GO): fatty acid metabolic process
Molecular function (GO): medium-chain fatty acid-CoA ligase activity
Source: RefSeq, a predicted model, not a curated record